Messenger RNA from Cottoperca gobio, 2574 nucleotides. It is a transcript of the gene guf1, whose product is annotated as GTP binding elongation factor GUF1. Gene Ontology annotation, biological process: positive regulation of translation. The coding region runs from base 439 to 2463 and encodes 674 amino acids. The record is from RefSeq and is a predicted model, not a curated record. Gene Ontology annotation, cellular component: mitochondrion. The transcript has 17 exons. Lineage: Eukaryota; Metazoa; Chordata; Actinopteri; Perciformes; Bovichtidae. Gene Ontology annotation, molecular function: mitochondrial ribosome binding; GTP binding; GTPase activity.
AUAACGUUUCGAUACAUUAAAGCGCAACAGUGUAAUAUUAAAAUGAGGAUACAUAUGGGAUGAAAGCAUUAAUGACUUUACUCGCUUUUUCUGACCAGCCAGGAAACUAUAUUGUUUCUUGUUUUUAAUCUCUGGUUUGAAAAAUAAACUACAUUACCCAGAAGUCUUUGCCGGUGAACUGUCACCCAAAAUGUCAGCACUCUGAGAACUCAUGCACCGGGGUUAUUAUAGUACAAUUUACUGCACAACAUAGUUGUGUUCUUAUCGUCGUGACAGUCUAUAACGGUCCGUCAAUGUGGCAAUGGCCUACAUUUUUAAAAAUGACAAUACAGAAGUAUCGCUAACUAGCUAGCUAGCUAACGGCAGCUGACAGCUAGGACUACUUAUCCUUCAUGCUGGUAGGUAACUGACCUAGGUAACUGGUAGCUUAACGUGAACAUGUCGUUUUAUUUAGUGAAACGGUGGUUUAAAACACCCCUAAUGAGACAAGUAUUACAGUUCAAAGUGUGCAGAAGGAAAAUACAAAGCUAUAACAUGACCUACACACUGUUGAGGCACAGCUGGAUGAAAAGCCUUCCCGUGUUCUCCAGCAGUUUCAAGAUGCUCAGCACCAAAACAGACAAGGAUACUAUUGACAUGUCUAAGUUCCCUGUGGACAGAAUCAGGAAUUUUUGCAUCAUUGCUCAUAUUGAUCAUGGAAAAAGCACUUUGGCGGACAGGCUAUUGGAGAUGACAGGUGCCAUAGCAAAGACUGUCAAAAACAAGCAGGUGUUGGACAAGCUUCAGGUGGAGCGGGAGAGAGGAAUAACAGUGAAGGCCCAGACAGCCUCGUUGAUCUACAGCCACCAGGGACAGCAGUACCUGCUGAACCUCAUUGACACGCCGGGUCAUGUUGACUUCAGCUACGAAGUGUCUCGAUCGAUUUCUGCUUGCCAAGGUGUCCUGUUGAUUGUCGAUGCCAAUCAGGGGAUCCAGGCGCAGACGGUGGCCAACUUCUACCUGGCUUUUGAAGCUCAGAUGGCCAUCAUCCCUGUCAUCAAUAAGAUAGAUUUAAAAAAUGCUGAUCCAGAGCGAGUGGAGAAACAGAUUGAAAAGGUGUUUGAUCUUUCAUGUGAAGAAUGCAUAAGGGUUUCUGCUAAACUCGGAACAAACGUGGAAAUGGUUCUCCAAGCUAUUGUGGACAGAAUUCCCCCGCCUGUGGCAAGUAUUGAUGACCCUUUUAAAGCCCUCGUGUUUGACUCCAAUUUCGACCACUAUAGAGGAGUGGUGGCCAACAUCGCCGUGUUUGGAGGUCAGGUCAAGAAAGGAAACAAGAUCGUGUUAGCGCAUCUCGGCAAAACCUUCGAGGUCAACGAGCUCGGGCUUCUCCGGCCUCAUGAGCACCCGACACAGAAACUGUGUGCAGGCCAAGUGGGCUACAUAGUAGCAGGGAUGAAGGAUGUGAAGGAGGCCCAGAUUGGUGACACACUCUACCUCCAGGAUCAGCCAGUGGAAACUCUUCCAGGGUUUAAACCCGCCAAAGCCAUGGUCUUUGCUGGCAUGUAUCCGAUGGACCAGACAGAGUACCCGGCCCUUCGCAACGCCAUUGAGAGACUGACCCUGAAUGACUCAAGUGUCACAGUGCAGAGAGACAGCAGUGUGGCCCUGGGAGCAGGCUGGAGACUUGGCUUCCUGGGUCUUCUCCAUAUGGAGGUGUUCAAUCAGAGGCUGGAGCAGGAACACAAUGCGUCCGUUAUAGUAACAGCGCCCACCGUGCCCUACAAGGCUGUCUUGUCUUCACCUAAACUCAUCAAGGAACACGGCAGUGAAGUGAUAACCAUCGUGAACCCUGCUCAGUUCCCAGAAAAAUCCGUUGUGUCGGAGUAUUUGGAGCCCAUGGUGCUGGGGACCAUCAUCACUCCAGAUACUUACACCGGCAAGAUUAUGACUCUCUCCUUGAAACGCAGAGGGAUCCAAAAAAACAUGGUGUACAUCGACGAGCAGCGCGUCAUGAUGAAGUACCUCUUCCCUUUGAAUGAAAUCGUUGUGGAUUUCUACGAUAACCUCAAAUCGCUGUCUUCUGGAUAUGCCAGCUUUGACUAUGAGAACGCAGACUAUCAGGCUGCUGAUUUGAUAAAGAUGAAUUUUCUGAUUAACGGGGAGCCUGUGGAAGAACUCAUCACCAUUGUGCACAGAGACCAUGCGUACAACACAGGGAAAGCCAUGUGUGAGCGACUCAAAGAAUCCAUACCAAGGCAGAUGUUUGAGGUGGCUGUACAGGCGGCUAUUGGAAGUAAGAUCAUCGCGAGGGAAACGAUUAAGGCGUACAAAAAAAAUGUUCUCGCUAAAUGUUACGGAGGUGACAUAACACGGAAGAUGAAGCUGCUGAGGAGACAGGCAGAGGGUAAAAAGAAGUUGCGGCGCAUCGGCUGUGUGGAAGUUCCCAAAGACGCCUUCAUUAAUGUCCUGAAGAGGAAAGACUAAUAUACUGUUGGUUCACUAUUGUAUAGUGAUGUCAUUAUUAUAUUAAUCUGGUAUUUAUUGUUGAAAGGCCCUGCUAGAUUUUCUAUGAAUAAAGUGGCCAUUGGAUCUGCA